AUGGCUGGCGGCGUGCCGCGGGCCAAGGGUGCUGUGCGGCAGGACUGGACGUGCAAGUCCGGCGUCAGCAAGAGAGGGCGAGCGGUCGUCAAUUGGGGGACGGCGCUCAAGUGUCAGGGCUGCAGGCUGCCCAAUGCCACGAGCUUCGGGGCGAACGUCCCGCUCCCUGCGGCGGCCAAGUGGAAGUCGAAGUCGGGCGGGGCCAUGGAGGUCGACGUCGGCGAGGGCGCUGGCGCUGGCGACGCGGCGGCGCUCGCCGAGGUCCACAUGUGCGAAUCGGGCCUGCACGCCCUCAAGGAUCAAACGGCGGACUGGGCAGCGGCCAAGGCGCGGCUCUUCGCCAGCAAACCACUCCACGCACGGACGCACGCCAUCGCCAACAAGGCCAAGCGGUGCGCCGAGCGCCUGGAGAAGGCGGAGAGCAACAAGCGGAAGACGCAAGAGGCCUUGCGGCGGGCUGUGGGGGAGGUUGAGCGCGCGCAAAAGGUGCAUGCAGACCUCCUGGAGCAGCAGAUGGCGGCGCUGCAGGCCGAGCUGGUGCAGCUGCAGCAGCAGGACGUCAUCGGCGGGCUCGGCAUCACGGUGGGCGAGCUGGAGGCCGUCGUGCUGCAGCAGCUCUCGGCCCACUCGAACGAAGAGCAGCCAGUGCCAGCGGAGGCGCAAAAGCGUACCACAGGCGCGUUGGGUGUGCGCUUCGUGGAGUUGUGCAUGUCCAAACGGGCGCGGCGCGAGGAAGCUCCCGCCGAGGAGCCGGCCAGCGCCAGCCAGGACGUCGCCAACGCCGCGAGAGAGGUGCGUGCUGGCGCAGAGCGGGACGGGCAGUCCCAGCCAGCGCCCGAGGCUGCAGUGCCUGGAAGCGGCAGCGGCUCAGCCGUCGUGCCGCGCUGGCAGCCGGGGGAGUCGGUGGAGCAGCUCCAGCAGCGGUUGCGGAAGCGUGGCCUGGAGCUCGAAGCGGGGGCUUCCAGCCUUACUAGGAUCCUGCUGAUCCUCAGCGCGUGGUUUGGCGCCAUGGCGAAGAGCGGCAUCUUCGCUGCGAGCGUGGCGGCGGGGGGGUCCCUGGCGCCGUGCGUCGAGGGCAUCUGCGAGCGGGCAGAGGCCGUGGUCCUCCUCGUCCAGGAGCGUCGCGCCAAGGACCACGACAGGCUGGCCGCCUUUCAGCAGGCCGUUCUGGACCACGGGUGCGCGGGGCUCUGGGCGCCAGCGGUGCAGGGGCCCCGCGGCGAGGCAGGCGCCUCUGGCGGGGUGGCGGUGCAUGCGCGCUCGCACAUCGUAGUCACCAGCCCGCUGUUCCUGGACAGCACCGUGCUGCUGGCCGCGCGUCUGGUGGCCGCCCAUGUGCACUGGGGAGUGGCGGGCGGCUUCGUCGCCAUUUCUGCGUACUUCCAUGGCAGUGUGAGGUGGAACGCGGACAACCAGCACGUGGCGGCCGUUCUCAUGAAGUACCUGGCCAAGUUCAGCGCAGCUGGGAUCGACUGGGUCGUGGGCGGUGACUUCAACAUGGGGCCCGAGAAGUUUCCUGUGCAGCAGCUCCACGGGGUCCGUGGGCUGUGGGCGGCGGCAGGGGAUGACACCUGCAGGCCGCGUGCUGGGGCCUGGUCGACGCUGGACUACUUCCUCUUCGCAGCCGACCUUGCUCCGAGGCUUGACAGGCCGCGGGUCGACGAGUACGGCGCGACGAAGCCGCGCCUGCCCGUCGCAAUGGAAGUGCACGCGCAGGACUUUCCGAUGCAAGUGCGGGUGGCGAGGGGCCCGCGGCCGAUCGGCCCCGUGCCGCCCGUGGGCUGUAGCCGCGGCGUCGAGGACUGGCGCAGGCCCCUAGCCAAGGUGCGCGCAGCCGUCAGCCGAGAGCACCUCCUCGAGGCAUGGGGCGCCGUGGUGGCUACAGUCGAACAGGAGCUCCUGGACCGCUGCGACGUCGUCGGGCAUGACAAGACCAAGUGCGUCGGCAGGUCUGGCGCUCUGGAGACGACUCUCGUCGCUGUCAAAUGGCGGCCCCCACGACGCAGGACCGCGCUUGGUGGCCAACUCCACGGCGUCAGCCUCCUCUGCCCGCUGUUCGAAACCCAGUUUGACAAGCUGGCGGGGUUCCUGAUGGAGGCGGCGACGUAUCUCGACAAGAUCAUCGCCAGCCGCGGCGCGCUGGCGCUCCUGCCGCACUGGGUGCAGGACUUCUUCGGCCAGCAGAUGCUGAUGUUCGCGCAGGCCGACUUCGCGGGCCAGGCGUCGAGGGUCGUGGAGUAUGCGAACGGUCAGUAUGAAGCGGCCCUCGCGGCGCAAGAACAGGAGUGGGUCAAGUGGGUUAACGGGUCAUUCUCCCACGGAGCUGGCCGCGCCCAUCGGUGCUCCAAGGUCAGGGACUUGCAGGAGGUGGUCACUGCCUGGCGUAGCCAGCAGCAGGACGCGAGCCCGCACCUGGUGUGCGAUCGGGAGAUGCAGCCGCGGGCAAAGGUGUGGCGGUGCCAUGGGCUGCCGCAGGCUCGCAGGCCUGCGGCCACUGAGGAGUGGGAUGCGCUGCCCGAACUCACCGUCGACGAGAUGAAGAGGGCUGCGCUGUCAUUCCCCGCGGGCACGGCAAUGGGGCGUGCCAAGAUAGGCAUGCGUGCCCUGUCUUUCCUGUCCGAGGACGGCAUGUAUGUUUGCGCGCAGCUCUUCAUGCGCAUAGAGAAGUUGGGCCCGUGGCCUGAGGGCCGCCUGUGGCACGCCAUGCGUCGGCUGCUCGAGCCCUCUGGAGGGUGCCGCAUCCUCGCGCUCAUGCAUUCUUUUGCGCACUGGUGGUCGAGACGCCGGGCGGACAUCUCUAAGGGCUGGCUCGCGCAGCACCCCAACGUGGUCACCGUGCUCCUGGACGCCUGGAAGUUCUUUGAGGCGGUGAUCCCCGAGGCCCUGAUGCAGGAGGCGCGGCUGCUCAAGAUGCCGCUGUCGCUGGUGUGGCUUUUGGAGCUCUACAGGCAGCCCAGGCGGCUGCAAGCGUUCGGCUCGGUGUCCUACGAAGUUGUGUCCUACCAGCGGUUGCUGGCUGGAUGCACGCACGCGUGCGCGCUCGUGUCGGUGCUGAUGCAUGGGCCAAGCAACUGGGCGCCAUCUUGCAGCCCGCCAACAUCGGGCUACGUGACCUCGUCCAAGGGCCUAGCCGCAGCGUGCAGGAAGCAUGCGGGAUCCCGCGGCUUGCAGCUGCUACGCUGGGCUCGCAAUCUGGGGCAUGACCUUGGAGGAGGCAGGGUCCAGCGACGGCAGACCAAGCUGCGGCUGAAGGCGCCGGCGCGGCGGCGCGGGCGCCUGGCGGCGUUGAAGCGUGCUGCUGGCCGCAAGGUCGCCGUGCUGUGGCGCACGGGGCUGCUCCUUAGCGCCGGCCGCGGCGCGGGCGUCGUGGGCAUCCCUGACAGUGAGCUGCAACGGCUGCAGGCUGAGGCCAGCCGGCUGGCGGGGGCGCGGCCAGGCCCGUCGGGCGCGACGAUCUACUUGGCCACGCAGCGCAGCGCGAGGUUUGAUCCAGUCUACGCGGCGACAAUGGCGCUCAUGGUCAGGUAUUCCAGCUGGGUCUGGGAGCAGAGGGCAUCGUUGGGCAGGCGUCAGCGUGCGUGGGCCUCCAUCAUGCAGCGGCUGGUCGAGAAGCCGACGUGGGGGCUGGCGCGCGGCCCCAUUGCCUCGACGACGCUCGCGCUCUGGAGGAUCGGCUGGUACAUGUGGUCUAGCCUGGUGCUGGUCACUGACGAGGAGCAGCGCAUCAACCUGCUCGCCACCUCGCCGUCGGACCUCAAGGCUUACCUCGUCGAGGGGGUUAGCCGCUGGCAAGGGCGGCAGAUCCUGAGCCACUUCGGCGGCGCGCAGCCCACGGGGCCGAUCUGA
Molecule: messenger RNA, 3846 nt
Organism: Prorocentrum cordatum
Lineage: Eukaryota; Dinophyceae; Prorocentrales; Prorocentraceae
Source: the annotation of a GenBank genome assembly